UUAGGAAGAAGCAAUGUACAACCUAAAGCUGCCAAUUGUCUUUAUUGUUCUCUCUGUUGCCUUAAGCUGUCUGGAGGCCACACCUAUUGAUAGUCAUCAUCUGGAAAAAAGGAAAUGCAACACAGCUACAUGUGUAACACAGCGCUUGGCUGACUUUCUAAUGCGAUCCAGCAAUAACAUUGGAGCAGUUUUCUCCCCUACAAAUGUGGGAUCCAACACAUAUGGCAAGAGGGAAAUAGCUGGGAUAUUAAGCAGAGAGCCUUUGAAUCAGUUUCCACAUUAGGGUGUCAUAUUGCUGUUGGAAUUUUGAUGAACUUUUCCUAUUUCAUGCAUGAAUGUUCUUAGUGAUUUAUGUACCACUGUUUUGCUUUCUUUUCUAUGUGUUUGUCUACAAUAUGAUUCUUAUCUUUAUAGUUUGUUUUUAUACAUGACCUAAAAUGUAGCUGCUAAUUUGCAUUCAAUAUGAAGUUUCUUUAAGGAAAUGAAUUAUAUAUAUGCAUAUAUGUGUAAUUGCUGGUUGUUUUUAGUCAAAACACUUAAAGAAGACAUAUACCCAUGUUAAGAUCUUUUGGAAAACAAAAAAUUGUAAAAAGUAGAGUUGUUUUGAUUCUGAACAGGAAUGAAACUAGCAAUUGGAAGAACUAAGUCCUGGUACACUUUUGGAAGCAGUCUCUUUGUUCAGCUAUCUGAAAAGAAGUAAGAUGUUGGUUAAAAAGAAAAUGAAUAAAAUUAUCAAGCUGACUAUCAUUUUGUGUUGUUUUUUAAAUCAUGUCCUUGACUCAGUUAAUUUUUUAAACUGAGUUCUUUGUUGGUGCUUGCUGGUUCUAAGUGGUAACUUUAAAAUCCAAAAGCUGCCUGAUUCCAUGAGGGCUUUAUUAUAAAUUAAUAUCACAUUUGUUCCUCAUUUGUUAAGUAUUUGUGUCCCUUACUCUGUGUAAGAAGGCUUUCAGCCAACCUUUUUGACUUCUUCAUGUAGGAUACCAUAAUAAUAGCUUGUGAUUCUACUCAUACCUUCCUCAGAUAAAAAGGUCAGUGUCUUCUGGAAACCAUGGGACAUAUGAUGGCAUCUUUUCUGUUUAACUGUUUAACUGGACUUUUCUUGUGGAAGUUAAAUAUGAAGCUCUCACUUAUUGCAUUGAAGGAAGAAGUCGGUGGUUUGUGACAUAAAACUCAAAUAUCUGACUCUAAAUCAAACUCUUCAAGGACCUAUGACAUGGCAUGACUUGCUGGUUAGAUAUUCACUCAUUUUUUCCAAAUGAAAAGUAUUCUUUAGGAACUGUACCAUUUCUAGAGAUGCCUACCUUAUUCAAAUCUUAAAUGUCCAUAGUGAAGUAUGACUUAGAUGACAAGUUUUCAGAGUUUGUGAUAGUGGUUUCUCUUCUUUCUUCCUAUAUGAUUGUGUACAAGUUGUAUAUAAGGUAUAUUUGUUGAUUUUCUGUCUCAUAAGAACUAAAUUAU
Messenger RNA from Monodelphis domestica (gray short-tailed opossum), 1458 nucleotides. NCBI's taxonomy places the organism in Eukaryota, Metazoa, Chordata, Mammalia, Didelphimorphia, Didelphidae. The record is from RefSeq and is a predicted model, not a curated record.